This is a messenger RNA of Mytilus trossulus (common blue mussel), 966 nucleotides long. Its product is annotated as E3 ubiquitin-protein ligase TRIM33-like. The transcript has a single exon. The record is from RefSeq and is a predicted model, not a curated record. Gene Ontology annotation, molecular function: zinc ion binding. The coding region runs from base 1 to 966 and encodes 321 amino acids. NCBI's taxonomy places the organism in Eukaryota, Metazoa, Mollusca, Bivalvia, Mytilida, Mytilidae.
AUGGCGUUUUCACAGUCAAUAGGGAAAGCACAGACUCCAGCUCUGUGUCAGUUCUGUGAAGAAUCACAAGAAAUUAAGUGGAAGUGUAUAAACUGUGAACUAUUUCUUUGUCAACUAUGCUGUUCAAAGAUACAUAGUAAAAUCAAGGCAUCUAUGGAACAUGAAAUUAUAAAUGUAAAAGAUUUUGAAAUGGUAGAUUUUGCCACUUCAAUGCGGAAAGUUGACCUUGAAAACAUGGUAUGUACAAUCCAUGACAAACAGAAAUGUUUUGUUUUCUGUAAAGACUGCAGUGUGCCGUCUUGUUCUAAAUGUUUAAUGGAGACUCAUAAAUUGCAUGACUAUAAAGACCUUGAUGAAGAGUAUAAAGAAAUAUUCUCUGAAAUGGAAGAACUAAUAAAACAAUUUGAAGCCAAUCUAAAAUUCAUUAGUAAUGAAAAGAAAUACUUGCAAGAAAAGCUUUCUGAUGGUGAUGACAAUUUCAAAGAAACAAGGGAUUUAAUUCUGCAAACAGAGAAAAAAAUGAAAGACUUUAUUUCAAAACAUGCUAAAGACCUAUUACAAGAACUUGAGGCAAAAUGGAAGCAAACUGAAAAUAUCAUAAAAAGAGAACUUUCAGCCAUCACAAAAAAUGAAGAGGAGAUUAAGACCAGGAAGAAAAAUCUAUACCAAGCUCUGCAGUCUCAUCAAGCCAUUGACAUUUUCUCUACAAGUAAAACUUUAGAAAAGUUAUUGCCACAUUAUUCAGUUAAAAAAAUCAAAGAAAAUAAAACAAAGUUUAUUCCCACAAAUAUGGAAGUGAAAAAAGGAAGUCAGUCAGUGUUAGGCGACAUUUAUACAAUUCUGGACUUGGAAUUAAUAAACACUUAUCCGAGUGAUCUUGAAAAUGUGACAAACAUAGUAUUCUGCAGUGACAAAACAGCAGCUAUAGGAAGCCUCAAUAGUUCAAAAAUACAAAAUAAAAUUUGA